Molecule: messenger RNA, 583 nt
Organism: Arachis duranensis
Lineage: Eukaryota; Viridiplantae; Streptophyta; Magnoliopsida; Fabales; Fabaceae
Product: chaperone protein dnaJ 11, chloroplastic
Exons: 1
Coding region: 157-486 (109 amino acids)
Source: RefSeq, a predicted model, not a curated record
UAUAAUGAGACAUAGCAUAUGUUACUCCUCAAACCUUAUCCAUUUUCAAUCUCUAUAGUGUAUACCCUCAAGAGUGUUCCGUUUUCUUACCAAAGUGUUGUAUUCUUGUUAAAGAAAUUAAAAGCAUAACUGAAAACAGAGGACUCUGUUUGUGUUAUGGCUUCACUAUAUGAGGUGCUUGGGAUUUCAAUGGGAGCAAGCGGGCAUGAGAUAAAAGCUGCAUACAGAAAGCUAGCAAGAACAUGCCACCCUGAUGUUGUGGCCAUGAAUCAGAAGGAAAGCUCGGCCAACAUGUUCAUGAAGAUCCAUUCAGCUUAUUCAACACUUUCAGACCCAGAUAAGAGAGCUAAGUAUGAUAGAGAAACUUAUGGACACAAGGUCAUGAUGAGAUCUUCAUCAAACAUGGCUACUUCAGCUUCUAUGUCAGCAACAUACCAAUCAUUUUCUCAACAAGGGAGGAAGUGGGAAACAGAUCAAUGUUGGUAGUCUUGUAUUACAUUGUAUUAAUGCCAUUUUUUUGUACGCCUCUGAUCAUAUUUAAUGCGUGUUCUAAGAAUAUUUACUAGCUAGUACCCGUUUUCGU